Solenopsis invicta (red fire ant) is the source of this 2061-nucleotide messenger RNA. RefSeq lists its product as uncharacterized. The transcript has 2 exons. NCBI's taxonomy places the organism in Eukaryota, Metazoa, Arthropoda, Insecta, Hymenoptera, Formicidae. Bases 800 to 1282 code for a protein of 160 amino acids. The record is from RefSeq and is a predicted model, not a curated record.
CUACAACCACGUCGCUUACUGCGUAGGGUAGCUCAGACGGUUACGGUCGGUGGGUCAAGUAGGACGGCGCGUAGUCGCGGCGCGUUACUGCGCAUUUCAACUCGCAUUCUUCGUCGUCCCGUACGAGUCUUUGACUCGAGCUAGUGCCGGGAGUGACGAAAGUGAAGUGUCGUGCAUUCGUGCGAACCGGAACGAAUGAAGUGCCACUCUGGCAAAUGCUCGUUUCGGUCGAGAUACAAUUCGCAUCUUCGUCAUCCCGUAUGAGCCCCGAGGCGUUGAUCCUUCGUCAGAAAGCAGAUGUCCCGCGUCGUUUAUGUAUAAUAUAUCAUCCUUUAUAUCCUUUGGGAUUGAAACGAGAGGAGGAUCGCAGUACUAAAUUAACGUUUCGUCGAUAACGAAUUUGAGACUAAUCGGAUUGACGCUCUGGCGCCGGCCGCCGAGGGCGCGGAGUAAUACGUGAGUAGAAUCACCUGCUUUAUAUGUAACGGAAUACGCAGCUUGUCGAAUUAAUAUACUAACGAAGGAAAGGGAUAAAUAUAUCGGCUGUUUAAUUGCUGGAGUUGUAUCAAGCUGUUGCAAGCGGCCUCGAAUAUAUUGUUUUCCGGACGAUUCGCUCGGCUGCCGACUCGACUCACGUUGUAUCCGCGCGCAGCGUCGGUAUGAAGUUGCCGAUGUUCGAAUCUCUCGUCGAAGGAACGCCAUGACCCAUCGGUCGUUUCGUUUCGGUAGUGUUCAAAUCGCGAGUGUCGUAUUACAACAAUGAAUUCGAUCGCGUCUUCGCGAGCGCGUUGCCUUGUGCAUGAGACGAUGGGGGCACGAGACAACGACGAGGCCCGAGACUCACCUGAUUCAUAGGCAGGACAGCUUCAAUCGAGGUUAUCUCGAGAACAUUGGAGUUGUAUCAAGCUGUUGCAAGCGGCCUCGAAUAUAUUGUUUUCCGGACGAUUCGCUCGGCUGCCAACUCGACUCACGUUGUAUCCGCGCGCAGCGUCGGUAUGAAGUUGCCGAUGUUCGAAUCUCUCGUCGAAGGAGCGCCAUGACCCAUCGGUCGUUUCGUUUCGGUAGUGUUCAAAUCGCGAGUGUCGUAUUACAACAACGAAUUCGAUCGCGUCUUCGCGAGCGCGUUGCCUUGUGCAUGAGACGAUGGGGGCACGAGACAACGACGAGGCCCGAGACUCACCUGAUUCAUAGGCAGGACAGCUUCAAUCGAGGUUAUCUCGAGAACAUUGGUGAGUUUAAGUUUGCAGCAGUACAGUUCGCUCGAUUCAAUCGGCUGUCGUAACGCAUCAGUUGUUUCGUUUCAGGAGUGUUCAUUGCAAUGACGAUUGUCGUAUUGUAACAAUUCGAGUUCGAUCGCGUUUUCGUGAGUGUUGCCUUGCGAGUGUGCGACGAGGGGGUGUAAAUCGACGACGAAGCCUGGGAGACGUCGGGGCGGCUUCUUCGGGGCAUCGAUGAAUUUGAAUGUGCAGUGAUGAGUGGACUCGAAACGACAACGGUCCGCCUUUUUGUGAAUACAGUAUUACAUCGAUGGAAUUGAUAAUCCAAACAAUCUGAGGGCAGGAAGAAAGGUGAGACAUCGGGCGCCGGCGGAGCAACUUUGCGGUAAGUUAAAGAAAAUAGGUCAUAAGUUAUUUAAAAUAAUAUGUUGAGUCACAUUCGAGCUCUGCUUUAAUUGCUUUUAUUUUUUAUGUUACAGAAUCAACGUAGCUACGUGGCAGAUAUAACUCCGCUGUUGCGCAUCGAGUUUGUGAGUAAUGAAUUAAUUUUUUAUUACAUAAUAGAUGAUUUAGGUAAUGCACAUGCAAUGACAAACUGGCGAAAUUAGAUUCUCAUUAGAUUGCAUUUUGCCGUUUGAUCGGGAAAUAUUCGCUUUAAUUUAAAUAUAUCGAGCUGCUCGUCUAUCUAUACGUUCCCUCAUUUCAAUAAAAACCUAUUGCCGAUUAAUUAUUAUUGAUACUAUCUGGCAUAUAAUACAAAUAUAAUAUUAUUAUCAUGCAGAAAAAAUAGAACGUUUGAAAACAAAAUAAAUACUCAUCGUUAAAAUAAUUGUUAUAUGUAAUC